Stylophora pistillata is the source of this 3213-nucleotide messenger RNA. RefSeq lists its product as uncharacterized. Gene Ontology annotation, molecular function: protein binding. Gene Ontology annotation, biological process: regulation of apoptotic process. Lineage: Eukaryota; Metazoa; Cnidaria; Anthozoa; Scleractinia; Pocilloporidae. The record is from RefSeq and is a predicted model, not a curated record.
UAUCUGCAAAGGGGAGAGAGAAUUGCUAAAGACAUAGCUUUAAGAUGUCUUCCACUGAAUACAAUAAUUUGGUCUUCGCAAUAAGCCAGAAACUCGACGAACUGAAUGCACUCGAUCACCUUCUGUUUAUGUGCAGAGGGAAGCUGGCGUCUGGCAGCGAAGGCAACAUUCACAACACUCUGUCGUUGUGUAAAAAGUUAGAGGAACAGAAUAAUUUAAGUAUCGAUCACCUCCAGCUAAUGAAAAGGUUGUUAAAAGGUGUCGAAGACUGGGUUCUUCUUGAAAAGGUGGAGAAAUUCGAGUGCAAAAGAAAGGAAUACAAGGCUUUGCUUGAAAAGGUUAUUUCAGGACUCGACGAACUCAAUGAUGUGGAACGACUGAUCGCGAUAUGCAGGGAAAGUGUUCGCGAAGGGAGUGAAGGCAACAUUGAGGAUGUUCGCUCGCUGUUUAGAGAAUUGGAGAACCAAGACAAUCUUGAGAUUGACUAUCUCGAUGUUGUGAAGAGCAUUCUGGCUGAAACAGAGUCAAACGAGCUGUUGAAGGAAGUGGAAGAAUUCGAAGAACGAAGAAUUCGGGGAGAUAAAUCCGAAGUGAGGAAAGCACAAAGGGCAGCAUAUAUGUCAUCCGUUCGAAGCACUUUGGUAGGAGUAGUGAACAUUAAAACUGUAUUAAAAGCAGUUGCUGGCGGCCUUACAGUCGUUUCAGCAAUGGAGGUGUUGAGUCGUUGGUCCUCAUUUGAUCAACUGGUCGCUGCCGUACAAACAUGUGUGCUUCCAGCUGGUACAAGGCUAGUUCAAAUCACCGACGGCUGUGUUUGCCUCACAGUACAAGCUGAAAGUUUAUCAGCUCUUAAAACUUUGUGGAAGUUGUACCAGGAUGGAACCCUUCAGAAACGCCUGUACGAUUUCUUUGUCACUGAUGAGGUGAGGGAACUUGCCGAUGGAGAGGAUGUGGAGGUGAAUGUCACCAUUGAGGAAGACGAAUAUCAGAAAGGCUGUCUCCAGCUGACCAAUAGAUAUCAAGAAGAUGCAACCGUUGAUUUUAUGAAACGCGGAAGAAGAAACUCUGAUUCAGCUGUGUAUUCCAAAGCAAGAGAAGAUCCGCUUAUCAUAAGAAUUCAACGAGUUGAGGCUGAAUUACAACAUUACAGUCAAAAAGUAAUAAGCUUGGUGCAAAUAAUUGAUAGCAUGAGAAUAGGCCAAUUUGAGGAAGGUGACAAAUCCUGUGUUGCUGGGGAUGAGAUCAAGAGAAGAGACAAGAUGGGAGAAUUUCAGCCAGAUGCAGCUGACUUGAUGGGUGCUGAAAAAUUUGCCUUUGUACAGAAUUACUUAGACAAUUUCCAAGAGACGCACAGUAUUACGACUGCAACAAGUGAUAGCGCGCUGGGAACACACACCGUACCAUCCGAAUUUGAAACAGAAGACAUUAGAGAUACCAGUAACCUCUGUUUGAAAGAUCUUAGUCCUGGCGUGAGAAGAGAGUUGGAGAAAACAUUUGGAGACCGGGAUGUUCGUGAAAAAUUCGAACAGUUUUUUGGACUUCAGAGGAAUUUUUACUCGGGCUAUUUUUACUCUCAAGGGAAGAUUAUAGACUGUAUCGGAGGGCUUUUCCCUGACACUCCUGUCAGCAUACUAAAAGAGUUUUUUGAAGCCGUGCAGCUUUACGAUGUUGCAGAGCUUUUGGCAAAAGUGAGACCUCGUUCUCUUCAUCCUGUAAUUUCUUCAGAAGAAGUAGAAACAUUGAGAAGUGGUAAUCUACCCACAAGCUACCACAACAAAACUUUUGUUGUGAUUAUUAAUGACAGUGUCGAAGGGAACAACGCGAAAAAGAUUGAUACGUUUUUUAAAGAUUUAAAUUCAAGGAACACAGUAACACUCGUAGAAUCCAUCCUGACCGAAGAAAAACGAAAGGAUCUUAGUAACUUGCAAAGAAAAAUACAAAGAGAGAGAGAGCUAGAAAAAACUUUAGAAGCUAUGAUUGAGGAUAGGAGCAUUUUUGAAACCAUUUAUGGACGAAAUCGACUUAAAAAAAAUCGUGAUUCAAUCGUGAAAGAGGCUGCAUUUUUGAGGAAGGAGAUGCACAAGAAAAUUGAGCUAAUGAAUGAGCUGAAGGAGAAGAAUCAGGAAGCUACGAUGAAUUUAUCAACAGCUAUGGACCUCUGCAUUCGCAAUCCAGAGAAAUUCACCUUUAUUGCAGUAUUUUUUAUCAUCGACGAAUAUUCCUCUAUUCUUGAUAAUGCAGCAUUGAAUGAAAUUGUGGCGAACACGUUGGCAUUGCUUCCCAAUCACGCAAAACUCGUGGUUGGUGCACCCCCCUUGGAGUCGAGAAGGAUUAUCCCUGAGAGUCUAUAUGUAACGUUUAGUGACAUACUACAUGAUUACGCAGUCGAUUCGAUGAUUGAGAUUUUCACCAAGCGAUGGUACACCUUGGAUCUCCAUUCAAUGAUGAAAGAAUGGAGCAGAACUCUGCAAAGGUCAGUAGGGCGAUUCUCGAGAAGCACUUUAAGCACUUUUUCAACUCUUCAUAGGUUUGAGAAAACAAAAGAUCAAGGAUGUGAAGAAAACUAAUGUUACCAUUAUUAACUGGAUGCAGUUAAGUCAGGACAUCCAGUUCGGAACUUCUUCAGUUAUGAUUGAUACUCAUGAUCAACGAGUGCCAGUUCUAACUAAUUGCAAUAAUAAGUGUCCAUACAGCAAACUCGUUCUCUCUUUCGUGGGUAUUAUGUAGGGGGUUAUGCGUAUCUAAACACGAAUAAUUUCGUAUAGGUGAAAAUUGCAUUCGUACUAUGCGAAGACUAAACGUCAAAAUUUGAAAUAGAAUGAUUACUUUAAUUGGUAAAGAACUCAGUCGUAUCCCCUGUUUAGGGGACACUUUUUAUGACCGAGAAGACUGCCCCUUCAAUAAAGUUAACCUACCAAUAUUUGUAACAAAUUGGUCGCUAACUCUCGAUAAUGAGUGGGUAAAAAAUAGUAAAAAAUAAAUUUCAAAAGACCUUUUCUAUCACUCGAAGUCUUGUGAAUGUCAAGUGUAUUCCGUCACGUUAUUCCCAUGUAAUUGCGUAGGAAAUGAUUGUCUUAAGGAAAUAUAGAUUAAUUCACUCAGUUAUGUAGAUUGGCUGAGAACGUUUACAUGAUAAGCUGAAUUAUACACGCAUUUUGAUUGGUUCUUAAAAGCCCAUUUCCGAAUUACCCUUGGCCUCAUUUUCAAAAUGAG